Molecule: messenger RNA, 453 nt
Organism: Aspergillus fischeri NRRL 181
Lineage: Eukaryota; Fungi; Ascomycota; Eurotiomycetes; Eurotiales; Aspergillaceae
Product: nuclear transport factor 2 family protein
Exons: 2
Coding region: 1-453 (150 amino acids)
Source: RefSeq, a predicted model, not a curated record
AUGCCCGCUCCAGCCAACAUCCAGGCCGCCACACUGAACAAGUUCCUGGCUGCAUGGCGGGAGGGAAGUGCGCCGGAUACAAUGGCUCUUUGGUCCGACGACUUCAAGCAACGAUUACUGCCCCUCUCGCUGGGAGAAAGUUCGUUCCGGUCGCGCGAUCAGGCCGCUUUGUUUUACCCCGGGCUCGUGGAGAAUUUGAGGAAUUGGGAGCUUCAUAUCAAGGAAAUUGUGCACGACCCUGAUAGGGGCACAGCCGCGGUUUAUGCGACUUCGCAAGCUGAUACGCCCUUUCCGGGCGAGAAGUGGACCAACGAAUACGCGAUUUUUCUGUCUUUCUCUGAAGAUGGGACCAAGGUUUGUAGACUGGAGGAAAUGAUGGACUCAGCCUUCUAUCAAAGAUUUGUUCCUAAGUUCCAGAAGUACUUGAUGGGGCUUGGCGAUUUGAAGAACUAG